This is a messenger RNA of Rotaria sp. Silwood2, 1080 nucleotides long. The record is from the annotation of a GenBank genome assembly. NCBI's taxonomy places the organism in Eukaryota, Metazoa, Rotifera, Eurotatoria, Philodinida, Philodinidae.
AUGGCAACUAUGUCACCAUCAUUUGAGAUAUCAUCAGUACCAUCUUAUUAUUUAUUUUCAAAUAUAGAAACUGAAAGAAAACGAUUAAUAUGUGUCGUUUGUGGAUCUAUUGCGCGUGGAUUUAAUUUUGGUGCAAUAACUUGUAUGAGUUGUAAAAUAUUUUUUCGUCGUAAUGCAUUUACAAAUUUCAAUAGUCUAUAUUGUCAUGCUGGUGGAAAUUGUGAAAUAAAUCAACAAACACGAAAAUGUUGUACAUAUUGUAGACUUUUGACUUGUUUUCGAGUUGGAAUGAAACGACAAUUAUUUCGUAUGAAAGAAAAUAAUAAUUUUAAAUGGUCUCAAAUUGAUAAACAACAAUGCAAAAAAGAAUUACGAUUUGUAUCACAUUUAUAUCAAAGAAUAUCAACUAAUCAACAUAUUUUAACAACAAAUCCAUUAUUUAUGAGAUCUUUGAAUUGUUUACCAUGGUCUGAUUGUUUUCAAUUAUCAAAUAAUGAUUGGUUAUUAUUAAAUCAAUUAUCAUUUGAUUUUGAUUGUCUUAAUAAUCAUAUUGUAUUAAAAGCUCAAGAAGUUCAUCAACAAUUGUUAUCGGUAGGAAUUCAGCCUCUUAAAAUGAGAGCUAAAGCUUCAUAUAUUUAUGAUAUGAUGAAUACUUUUGCUGACAUUGCAUUAAAAUUUGUUAAAUCUAUUCCACAAUUCAUUUCAUUACCAACUUGGAAUAAACAAAUCUUACUCAUACGUAAUACACAACCAUUGAUAAUGUUCUAUUCAUAUUAUCAAUCAAAUCUUAAAGCUAUACAAAGUCUAACUCAAACACCGUAUUGGAAAGCUUCAUUGGAAUUUAUUCUUUUACCUUCUACAAAAUGUUUGCAUAAUGAAAUUAAAUAUCAUAUAGGUCGUGUUUCAUUUGCUGAUCCAUAUUUAAUAAAAUUAAUUCUUGUUAUACUUGCUUUCUCAACAAAUAAUAUGGAUCAUGAUGAUAUGACAGUUAAUCGUCAAUUCGAUGAAUAUUAUCAUACAUUUAUACUUCAUAAUGUACAAAAUAUGUAUAUUGAACUUAUGUGGAAAUAUAUGAUGUAA